GAUAUGCUGACAAUAGAGUCUAUUAUUGCAACAAUAGAAGAAAAAAACUUGUCAAAAUCAGAAGACUCUUCAAUAGUCAAAUCUAUUUCUUAUAAAUUAGCUCUUGAGCAUAUUAAUUCUUUGCUUUUAUAUAUUACUCAAGAUAGUGAUA
Acaulospora morrowiae is the source of this 151-nucleotide messenger RNA. Lineage: Eukaryota; Fungi; Glomeromycota; Glomeromycetes; Diversisporales; Acaulosporaceae. The record is from the annotation of a GenBank genome assembly.